Molecule: messenger RNA, 645 nt
Organism: Lucilia cuprina (Australian sheep blowfly)
Lineage: Eukaryota; Metazoa; Arthropoda; Insecta; Diptera; Calliphoridae
Product: protein serrate-like
Exons: 3
Coding region: 1-405 (134 amino acids)
Biological process (GO): cell communication; multicellular organism development; Notch signaling pathway
Cellular component (GO): membrane
Source: RefSeq, a predicted model, not a curated record
AUGUUAAUGCUGUUUCUUAGCUAUUACCGGAAAUCAUUUACAUUAAUACUACAGGCGUUGGAUAUGUACAACACAUCGUAUCCAGACUCCGAAAGGUUAAUUGAAGAAACAUCAUUUUCAAGCGUGAUUCUACCAUCACCCGAAUGGAAAACAUUGGAUCAUAUUGGUCGCAAUGCUCGCAUUACAUAUCGUGUCAGAGUUCAAUGUGCAGCUACUUAUUAUAAUACAACAUGUACAACGUUUUGUCGUCCCCGCAACGAUCAAUUUGGUCAUUACAACUGUGGGCCACAGGGUGAAAAGAUCUGUCUAAAUGGCUGGAUGGGUGAUAAUUGUGAAAAGGCCAUUUGUAAGCCCGGCUGUGAUCCCAUCCAUGGCAAAUGUGAUAAACCUGGUGAAUGCGAGUAAGUACAAUAAUUUGCUUUUUUUAAUGUUUUUAUAUUAUAAUAAUAUUCUUUUUAUUUAAUAUUUAUAAUUACUAUGUAGUACAGUUUUAAAAGCUCUUACAGUUAUGACAGUUUGUUGUAUUAAGGAAAUUUGCUUUUAGAAAAGAAAUUAUUGCAAAAAGUGCCAAGCAAGAAAAAAGUUGUAGCUUUAGCUGUUGUUUUUAAAAAAGGGCAAAUGUUAUUGUUAAUGUGGUUUUGUUUU